AAAUAAGAUAUUGACAACAUUUAAUACGUUGCUGGCCACUUAUUCGAACACAUACUGUUUAUGGUGUCUGUUAAAGUGAACAUUAUGUGCGUGUUUCUCUAAAAUAUAUGUAUUAGCGUAAAAGUGGAAACAAGUAUGUGGCUUAUAAAAACGUCCACAACGCGAUGGCUGUUAUUGUGCGGAAUAUUUCAAGCUGUUUUAGGGAUUUAUACUCCCAAUGAAAUCGAUGAGCCGACAAAGCUGUAUACAACUGGUUUGAAAAUAAAGAGUUCAAAUUACAAAAGCUUUUCGGAACCUUAUUAUCAUUCAAAUUACAGCAAAGUACAUGUUCAUUACAAAAAUUAUACGUCUAGUCUUUUAGACGACAGUGCAAAAACUAGUCAGUCUCAAGCGUCCCAAUUACAUCCAGUGUAUAUAUCUGAUGGGACUAAGGCAAAAAUUAAGAGUGUUCUGAACGAACGUAAUACACAUGUCGUGGAAAAGGACACUUUAAACAACCGAGCAGUGUAUAAGAGAAAACUUGAGAAAUCAACAAAUGUGCUUGUAUUUAACAGGUGUCCACCAGGAGCUACUGGUCAAUUCGUAUUUGAUCUUUCUUGUAACCAAUUUUUGGAUUGUUGGAAUGGUCGCGGUAGUCCAAGAAACUGUGCGCCUGGGACUUUAUUCAACCCGAAAACAUUAGAAUGUGAUUUUCCGCAAAAAGUUGAAUGUUUAACAGGUCCCACGGGUAGUGCUAUCACUCUAAAAAAAUCAGCCAAACUACAGACUUUACACCAAGCCAAAUGCCCGAAUGAUUUUACUGGGCUCAUUCCGAAUUAUACAGACUGUUCGAAAUUUAUUGAGUGUAACUACGGGAUAGAAACAGCUAAGGAUUGCCCGCCAGGAACUCUUUUCGAUACCAACUUAAAUGUUUGCAACCAUGCCAAGGAAACGAACUGCUUUUCAGGGCAAAGUCAAUCAUCAGUUUACGGAACUGCAGAACAAUCUGGAGGAAGUGCAGAUUUUAGUGGCCAGUACAGUCCGAAUAGAGGGCAAUAUAAUCGGGGGUUCAGUGAGAGUCAUGGACAAAAUCGAAUGCACACUAAUGCACAUUUUGGUCAGUCUUGGGCUCAACAAGGCUUCCUACUCAAUCAAAAUCAAUUAAAUUCUGUUUAUGGCCAAGCUAAUAGUAAGCCUAGCUGCGAUCCUACAAAUCCUUACUGCAAAUCAGGCGGUUAUGUGAUAUCUGGAGAAAACAUUUAUGACAUGCAUCGAAAAACCGGAGUAGAUCCUACUGGAGGCACAUAUUCUUCCACCUAUACUGCAUCUACGCCUCAAAGCCAGCCUUGUAACCCAUUUGUACAAAAUUGUCAACAAAGUACCCAAAAUAAUCUCAGACCACAACCUGCACCAUCCGCUAACAGGGUAUUUAUUCAAUAUGUAAUGUGCAACCCAAGUGUACAAGAUUGCUCGAAGUUCCAACAAGGUACUUAUGUGUUGGGACCAAAAGGGGCUUUAUGUGAUCCGGUUAAUCAACAAUGCGGACACUUUACUCAUGUCCCUACAAAUAACAUGCCAGCUACAAGUAACGGUCAUGCGGCUCCGGAACUUUUGCCUGGUACUUACUACAUAAAGUAUGUUCAGUGCAGUCCUUUACAAGAAGAUUGCUCUAAAUACCAAAAAGGAGUUAUUGAGGCAUCUUACGGAGGGGCAGGAAAUGUUCAGUCUUCUAUUAGUACUGGCGGUCAGAGCCAAUAUUCUGGGGCACAUGGGAAGUCGGGACAACCUUGCAAUCCUGUCUAUCAAGAUUGCAGCCAAACACAUCCAGGUAAUAUUCUUCAAAUACAGAAUCAACAACAAGGCUUUGGAAACAAUCAAUUAUCUGGAAGGCAACCUUGUAAUCCGCAAUAUCAAAACUGUGCAACAGAUACGAUUUACAGACCAGAUAACUCCUACAGUAAUAAACAAGGCUCUUCUAGCUAUGGAAAUUCUUUUGGACAAGCAAGUGCUCAUUCGCGUAACUCUACAACCAACUACAAGAAAAUCUGCAGCGCUGCGGAUAGUAACUGCUAUAGAAACCGAUCCCCACCUGAAGCAAAAUGUCCUUCUGGAUUUCAAGGGAUCACGAAACAUCCUACUAAGUGCAAAAAGUUUCUGAAUUGUGCGAACGGCAUUACAUAUGUUCAAGACUGUGCACCAGGAACUGUCUUUAAUCCAAUAUUAAGUGUGUGCGACUUUCCCUAUAAUGUAGAUUGUAAAGAUGAAGAAAGUGAAAGUACCACAGUGGAUUAUGAACCAGAUGAGGCAAAUCAUGACCAGGAUGGGAAGUUUAUAGGAGAUACUGAAUGUUACGGCGAAAGUUGCUCAAGAGGGCAAGAAAAUAGCAACACUCACCAAAACGGUUAUCAUCCAAGUGAAUGCCAGGGAUCUCAAUGUGGUUACAACCCCUUUAAUCAAGGAAAUAAUGGCAAUCCUUGCCAAGGGUAUGGCUGUAUAUCAAAUCAAGAACGAGAUUCUCAAGUCCUUCAAGGUUCCACCACACCAUCAUCCACUCAAGAUCAGGCUCCUUGUCAAGGGCAGCAAUGUACUGCAAAUUACCCACCAUGGACCAAUCAGGCUCAAGCUCAAGGCCCAUGGUUUUACAAACCAACUACUGCAAAGGCUCUGAUAUACCCAAUAAGACAACCAGAAAACUAUAACAGUCAAGGCAAUUGCGUUGGAAAUCAAUGUUCUUCUAACAAUCGACGCGUAGAUGGACAAGUGCAAGUUGAUCAAGCAAACAUAGGUUUCUUCCUUCCAACUACUCCAAAGACAGUAAUAUUUACAACACAACAGCCAACUUGGGUACAAGCAAACGGACAUAUAAUGCGAAUUCCAGCAAAACAGAGCAAUCAAAAAACAGAACCGAUUCGGAAAGACGAUAGAAAAACUUCGUCCGGAUUUAACAACCAAAGACAAGUUGAUUAUGUAGAUGUUUUCGACCCAAGCGAGUCUAAAAACAUAGCCUAUGCAACAACUCAAAAAUCUCCAGCAAAAACUGAAAAACAAGUUUGGCCUCCACCGUACCCAGAUUUUCCGGUUACUGAUCCCAAUGCUGAUUAUGUUUUUGAGUAUGAAGACGGCGAACCUGUUACUUUAGCACCAGAAAAUGUCCACGUUGAGAAAAGAAAAAAGUCUAAAUGCGGAAGCAGUGAUUUUAUGUGCAAUAAGAGAACCUGUAUUGCUAAAAACUUUGUUUGUGAUGGAGAACGAGAUUGCGACGAUGGCAAAGAUGAAAAAUAUUGCCAGAAGUAUUUGGACGAAUUUAAACAGCAUAAUAGUUCUAGAUUAGAUGUUUUGGAGAAGCAAAAAUGGGAGAAUGUUACAUUCGCCACCUGUGCGUUAAUGUGUUUGGACAACGAAAAGAUUAAUUGCAAAUCCUUCAACUAUAGGAGAUCGGAUAAAGCAUGCUUCCUAACAGAUGAAAAUAUUGGAUCCAGUGGCGCCUUGAAAGAUUACUACCCCUGUGACUAUUACGAGCGAAAAAGUACAUCUUUCAGCUGUUCAGAUAUGCAUAAAUGCCCCAAUGGAAAAUGUCUAACUUCGGAGGAAAUAUGUGACGGUUAUGACGACUGUGGAGAUCGAGCUGACGAAAAGAGUUGUAGAGCCGAGGACUUUGGAUAUAGUGUUAAGCUAUCCAAAGGACAAAGUGUACAUGAAGGUCGAGUCGAAGUUACAGUAUUUGGAAAGACUGGUUAUAUUUGCGACGAUCAAUUCGAUAUUGUGGAUGCAAAUGUUCUAUGUAAGGAACUAGGAUUUGAAUUUGGAGCUAUGGAAGUGAAAGGUAAUUCGUAUUUCGCCAAAGACUUACAAGAACAUCACACACUGUAUAUGAUGGACGAUAUAGAGUGUCUGGGAAAUGAAACCAGCCUUAUGCAGUGCAAUUUUGCGGGGUGGGGAAUUCACAAUUGUGCAGAUCGAGAGAUUGCAGGUGUUAUUUGUAAAACACCGCAAGAGACCUGUACUGAAGGCUUUUGGAAAUGCGACACUGGCAACGAAUGCGUUAAUAUAAAUUUUAUGUGUGACGGAAUAUUUGAUUGUACUGAUAAUUCGGAUGAAGCAGAUCAAUACUGUGAGUCACCAACUGCAUUGCGACUUGUUAAUGGUACAUCAUUUAAUGAGGGAAGACUAGAAGUUAGACACCUUGGCAUAUGGGGUUCAGUAUGUGAUGACGACUUCAAUGAAGACGCUGCUAAAAUCGCAUGUAGUCAGUUGGGUUUUGCCGGCUCUGCAGUGAUAAAAAAGAAUGGCUUUUUUGGAAAAAGUAAAGGGCCUAUUUGGCUUGAUCAAGUUUCCUGCAAUGGAAAUGAAAGCAGCUUGGAAAAAUGCACUCACUGGGACUGGGGGGAACACAAUUGCGAUCACGAAGAGGACAUUGGUCUAAUUUGCAGCAAUAUUCUCUAUGUUGAGCCAAAGAGGAAUUCAAAAAAUGUCAAUGGUGGCCUUUCUGGGGCUAUCAAAAACUUGAAUAACAGGGCUUCAUCACCAGAACCAGUCAGUUGCGGUUACCAGAAAGACCGAAUUUUCUUAGAACAUGAUGAUGUUCACUUUAGAGUAGUGAAAGGUUCAAUUGCAAAUCCUGGAGAUUACCCUUGGCAGGCUGCACUAAGAACGAAAGGACAGGAUAAAACAGCGCAUUGGUGUGGGGCAGUGGUAAUAGCUUCUAAAUGGGUGUUAACCGCCGCACACUGUUUAGAAGGGUACCCUAAAGGGGCUUAUGUUGUAGUUGCUGGUGAAUAUAAUGUGGAUGAAAACGAAGGUUCGGAGCAACAAGCCUUCAUCGAAGAAUAUUAUCUUCACGAACGAUUUAGAGAGGGACAUAAAAUGGGCAAUGACAUAGCCAUGGUUCUGCUAAAAGGCAAUGGGUUCAAACUGAAUCAGGAUAUUCAACCGAUUUGCUUGCCAGAUGAAGACGUAGAUUAUGAGCGAGAAUUAAACUGCACUAUAUCUGGAUUUGGAUCUAUCGAAAAUGGAAGAUCAGCAUAUUCUCAUAAACUCAGAGCUGCAUGGAUACCCGUUCAAAAGGUGGACGUGUGUAAGAUGGCCCAUAUCUAUGGCGAAAACAUUGCAGAUGGUAUGUUUUGUGCUGGAAAUCUUAGUGGCGGUGUGGAUGCAUGUGAUGGAGACAGUGGAGGUCCUUUAGCAUGUUUAGACAACGGCGUUUUCACGUUAUAUGGAUUAACAUCAUGGGGGCAACGUUGCGGCUAUGCUAACAAACCGGGAGUCUAUGUCAAAGUGUCCUAUUAUAAGAAAUGGAUUGAAAAUAUUAUGAAAAUUCACGCAUAAGUUCACUGAGGAUUUCAUUUGAAAGGAGAAAAUUUAACUUUAUAUACAUAUACAAAUACAUUUCACAGUUUAGUACACUAAA
Dendroctonus ponderosae (mountain pine beetle) is the source of this 5386-nucleotide messenger RNA. RefSeq lists its product as uncharacterized. Gene Ontology annotation, biological process: acrosome reaction; proteolysis. Gene Ontology annotation, molecular function: protein binding; serine-type endopeptidase activity; chitin binding. Gene Ontology annotation, cellular component: extracellular region; membrane. Lineage: Eukaryota; Metazoa; Arthropoda; Insecta; Coleoptera; Curculionidae. The transcript is spliced from 23 exons. The record is from RefSeq and is a predicted model, not a curated record. Bases 136 to 5304 code for a protein of 1722 amino acids.